This is a messenger RNA of Zychaea mexicana, 1851 nucleotides long. Its product is annotated as acetyl-CoA hydrolase. Gene Ontology annotation, molecular function: acetate CoA-transferase activity; acetyl-CoA hydrolase activity. Gene Ontology annotation, cellular component: mitochondrion. The coding region runs from base 96 to 1667 and encodes 523 amino acids. The record is from RefSeq and is a predicted model, not a curated record. The transcript is spliced from 5 exons. NCBI's taxonomy places the organism in Eukaryota, Fungi, Mucoromycota, Mucoromycetes, Mucorales, Lichtheimiaceae. Gene Ontology annotation, biological process: acetate metabolic process.
GUCCGACCGUCGUAUAUAAACGGACACCGGAUGUUCAGAAUGGAAUACUUUCAUCUUUUUCUUUUUUUCUUUUCUUUACUUCUCCACAUCCAAAGAUGGCUUCUGUCAGUGCUGCUUUGAAAUCCCGUGUUCGUCGCCCACAACUCCUCAACAAGGUCAUGAAGGCCGAGGAAACCCUUCCCUACUUCCAGAAUGGCCAAUACCUCGGCUGGUCCGGUUUCACUGGUGUCGGUUACCCCAAGAUGAUCCCUACUGCUCUUGCUGACCACGUUGAAUCCAACAACCUCCAGGGCAAGAUGAAGUUCAACCUUUUCGUUGGUGCCUCCACCGGUGCAGAGACUGAGGACCGUUGGGCUGGUCUCGACAUGAUCGACCGUCGUUACCCCCAUCAGGUCGGUAAGAACAUCAAGAAGGGUAUUAACGAAGGUCGCAUCCGUUUCGCCGAUAAGCACUUGUCAAUGUUUCCUCAGGAUCUUUUGUAUGGUUACUACACCAAGGACAAGGCCAACAACAAGCUUGACGUUGUUAUUGUCGAGGCUACCGCUAUUACUGAAGAUGGUGCCAUUGUACCCGGUGCAUCUGUUGGUGCCACUCCCGAACUUCUCCAAAUGGCUGACAAGGUCAUCAUUGAAGUCAAUACCCGCAUUCCUUCGUUCGAAGGUCUUCACGACAUUGUCAUGGGAGACGCUCCCCCUAACCGCAAGCCCUACUUGAUCAUGAGCACCGAGGACAGAAUCGGCUCGACUGCCAUCCCGAUUGAUCAGGAUAAGAUUUUGGCCAUUGUUGAAAGUGAUCGUCCGGAUAACACCGGCCCCAACUCGCCUUCUGACGAUACCUCUGAGGCUAUCGCUGGUCACUUGAUCGAUUUCUUGAGCCACGAAGUCAAGCAAGGCCGUCUUCCCGAAAACCUGCUGCCUCUUCAGUCCGGUAUCGGUAACAUUGCCAAUGCCGUUAUUGGCGGUUUGGCCAAGUCGCCCUUCAAGGAUGUCACUGUCUUCACUGAGGUGUUGCAGGACACUUUCCUCGAAUUCUUCGACUCUGACAAGCUCAAGUUUGCCAGUGCUACAUCGAUCCGUUUCUCGCCAGAAGGUUUCGAUCAGUUCUACAACAACUGGGAACAGUACAAGGAUCGCUUGUUGUUGCGCUCGCAGCAGGUCUCCAACUCUCCCGAAGUUAUCCGUCGCUUGGGCUCCAUUGCCAUGAACACCCCUGUCGAAGUUGAUAUCUAUGCCCAUGCCAACUCCACCAUGGUCUGUGGCUCCGGUAUGCUCAACGGUCUUGGUGGCUCUGCCGAUUUCUUGCGUAACGCCAAGUUGAGUAUCAUGCACACCCCCUCCGCUCGUCCCUCCAAGAAGGACCCUACCGGUAUCUCGUGCGUUGUUCCCUUCGUCACCCACGUUGACCAGACCGAACACGACUUGGAUGUCAUUGUCACUGAACAGGGUCUUGCUGACUUGCGUGGUCUCUGCCCCCGCGACCGUGCCCAGGUUGUCAUUGACAAGUGUGCACACCCUGACUACAAGCCUAUGCUCCAGGAUUACUUUGACAUGGCUACCAAGAAGUGCUUGGCUGCUGGCCGCGGUCAUCAGCCCCACAUGCUUGAAAAGGCAUUCAAGAUGCACACCAACUUGAUGGAGAACGGUACCAUGAAGCUCGAUUCAUGGUAAAGAAAUUACACAACACCAACGAAAAGUAAUCGCCUCAACAACAUAGAAAAAAGCAUAUCUAUUUUACAAUUCUCCUCCCCCGGUUUCCAUCUCAUUGCAAUCACCUUGUACAUAUAUCAUUCUGUAAACUCAACAAUAAACCACCGUUUAAUCGGUUAUUGCUGGAACAAAAUCUUCUUCCGGG